UGACUGGUGUUUAUUCAGUCCGGCCCGUUGAUAAAAAGCCAUUGCCCGAGAAAACCUUAUGUAUUCAGGCAGUUCAAUAAAUAUGCAGUGCGAGUGUAUUCAUUGCAUCAGUACCUAGCGGUCCUCGCGCAAGUCAGAAGUGAUUGACAUGUGGGUACAGGCAGGUGUGAUAUUGAGUGUUGUGUCCGUGGUGUGUGCAGGAUAUGUCGCACACGAUCACGGAUUUAUUGAAUCAGUCCCUUUCGUAAGUGGGGGCUAUCGAGUGAAGUCACCUGAUCUAUAUCCGUGGCACGCCGGGCUGUAUACGAAGACCACAAACCCUUACAAGCAGAUCUGCGGCGGCACCGUCGUCUCCAAGCGCGCUAUCAUAUCAGCCGCACACUGCUUCACUCUGGACCGGCACAUUCCCCCUGCGUCUCAGUAUGCUGUGGCGGCCGGCAAAGUGUACCGACCAUGGAACGACCCCCACGACACAACAGCUCAGAAAUCUGAUGUUAGAGAAAUAAAGAUCCCACCACGCUAUCAAGGUAGCGCGGCGAACUUCCAAGACGAUAUCGCAGUUGUGAUACUUACCAAGGAGUUCGUCAUACAAUUAUUCGUGACUCCGGCUUGCGUCAACUUCAAUCCUGAUUUAGAGGAGGCACAACUGAGAGAAGGAGAGUUGGGCAAGGUCGUGGGCUGGGGUCUGACGGGGGAGAACUCACCGGCAUCUCAAGUACUGCAGGGCGCCAUCCUGCCGGUCGUCUCCAUCGCCAAGUGUAUAGAGCAGAGCCCUGCAGGCUUCAGGAGCUCCAUCACCGGGGACAAGAUCUGCGCCGGAUACGACAAUGGCACGGCGGUAUGUCGCGGUGACAGCGGCGGCGGGCUGGUCUUUCACGCGAAGUGGCAGCUCCUACAGCCGGCGUUCCUGCGCGGCGUGGUGUCCACAUCCCCAACCUCGGAAAACAUGUGCAAUAUCCAUACGUGGGCCACCUUCACCGACGUGCACAAACACGAACGCUUCCUCAAGUCUGUGCUGCCCGACAUAGAAAAGUCUUGCGAGUUACCGCCUAACCACAACUUCAUCAGUACACGCUUCACUGGAGCAAACCAGCGGUCACAGAAUGAUUGCUGCUCUUGUCAAUGUAUUCAACCAUACGAAGUGGAGUAUAAAGGAAAAAUAUUUGAACUUGAUUUAUAAUGAAGCCGAAUUAUUUUGACAUAUAUGCGUUCGAACUAC
Molecule: messenger RNA, 1219 nt
Organism: Manduca sexta (tobacco hornworm)
Lineage: Eukaryota; Metazoa; Arthropoda; Insecta; Lepidoptera; Sphingidae
Product: clotting factor C
Exons: 6
Coding region: 149-1180 (343 amino acids)
Biological process (GO): proteolysis
Molecular function (GO): serine-type endopeptidase activity
Source: RefSeq, a predicted model, not a curated record